CCAUGUUGAAGGAACUUGCUACUCAUGUUUCCAACUUUGCGCUUGGAGAGCUUUUUAAACAAUAUGAGUUGGCGACAUCUUCUAUAUUGGGUCCUUGUAGAGGUCAUUUUUCAAAGACCAUGGGUCUACCGUGUGCACACAUGAUGACUAACAAGAAAGGUGAAAGCUUGCUACUUAGCGAUAGACAUCCGCAAUGGAUAAUUGAUAUAAGGUCAUUCACCAAUGUGGAUGGUGGGGUGAAUGGAAAUGGACGCGAAAUUGAACGUCUUCUCAAGAAUUUUCAAGAUAAAUACAAAUGCAUGCCUCUUGUUGAAAGGGAAGAUAGCCUCAAGCAAGUUGCUCAACUUAUUGAUUCUCCAAUUCCAUUGACUCUUGAACCGAGCAUUCAACCUCACAAAGGACGACCAUCGGGUUCCAAGAAAAGAAAGGGAGAUGGCUCUACCACCCGUGAUCCUUCAACUUUCAAGAUUGCAGAAAAAACCCGAAAAUGUAGUGUUUGCCACCACAUUGGACAUAAUAGUCAGACUUGCCCACACAAGGAUGAAAACACUAGGAGGAGUCCUCAUUUUGUCCUGGCUAAUCAACAUGUCAACCUAAAUAUGCUAGAAACACAAUUUGAAUGUGAGAUCAAUACCUCACUGGAACUAUAGCCGUAGUGGAGUUUGUUUUGUGGAUGUGAUGCUAUUUGUUUGUGGAGAACCAAAUGUGCAAAGAAGAUCUCCACUUUUUGGUAGGAACUAGUUAGGAAACUGCUGGAACAUAUAUAUUGUAAUGUCUUCUGCAGUUUUUUUGUUGGACUUUAUGAAGAUCGAAUGUUUGGAGAUCUUUACUAGGAUAGAUGAUGGAUAUUUGUAUGAAUUUUUGGAGUAACAUUGUGUGAAUUUAUUGUAUUUUUUGACUUAAUCUGGAAAUGCCAUCUGCAGUU
Messenger RNA from Rhododendron vialii, 925 nucleotides. RefSeq lists its product as uncharacterized. The coding region runs from base 3 to 650 and encodes 215 amino acids. The transcript is spliced from 2 exons. The record is from RefSeq and is a predicted model, not a curated record. Lineage: Eukaryota; Viridiplantae; Streptophyta; Magnoliopsida; Ericales; Ericaceae.